Messenger RNA from Rotaria socialis, 384 nucleotides. The record is from the annotation of a GenBank genome assembly. Lineage: Eukaryota; Metazoa; Rotifera; Eurotatoria; Philodinida; Philodinidae.
AUGAUACAAUUAGUCAACAGCAAUCAAGUAUCUACUUGUAAUUAUAAGUUUAUCGAUUUAAGUUUUUCUUCUCUAGUUAUAUUAAUAAAAAGAGCCGGUUUUAAUGUAACUGAUGGCGAAUUAUCUGAUUUAGUUUCUGAUCAAGAUGUAAACUCCGAUGACAAAGUCGAUAUUGAUGGUAUUAUUAGUAUUAUUAAUCAUCUUUCUGAUCGGCGACCUGUUCCAGUUAUAUUGGAUACACCUGAUGAACAAGAAAUAAAUCGAAGCAAAAUUGAAUUGCUCAAAAGAGUACAUCAAUUAACAAAUCAAGGUGUUGCAGCCGAUAAGGCAAUGUACGAAAGUUUAUGUAUUCAAAUUGGUCUUUCACCAAAUGAUGAUACUUAA